Molecule: messenger RNA, 1242 nt
Organism: Schistocerca piceifrons (Central American locust)
Lineage: Eukaryota; Metazoa; Arthropoda; Insecta; Orthoptera; Acrididae
Product: juvenile hormone esterase-like
Exons: 6
Coding region: 1-1242 (413 amino acids)
Source: RefSeq, a predicted model, not a curated record
AUGGAGAAUCUGUUGCAGGGAGACGACGUAAUAGUGAAUAUAGACAACGGAGCCCUGAGGGGCGUGGUGGCCACAUCAUUGAACGGCGUUCUCUACAACAAGUUCCUGGGAAUACCGUACGCCACACCGCCUCUGGGAGAUCUCCGAUUCCGUGCCCCACAGCCGGCAGCCUCCUGGUCCGAGGUUCGAGACGCGCUGUCCUUCGCGGAUGCUUGCGCUCAGCCCCUCUUUUUCGGCCUGAUACCUAUCACUACCGGCUCCGAAGACUGUCUCUACCUCAACGUCUACGCGCCGGCUGCAGAGAGUGGUCCUUACCCCGUCAUGGUCUACAUCCACGGUGGAGCAUUCAAGGGUGGUAGUUCUUCGAGUUCAACUCCACACAGCUUCGUGGAGAAGGGCGUUGUGCUAGUCACAAUCGCCUACCGUCUCGGAGCCCUUGGUUUCCUGAGCCUGUUGAACGACGACAUCCCGGGCAAUGCGGGUUUCAAGGACCAGGUGUUGGCGCUACAGUGGGUGCAGAGGAACAUCGCAGCCUUCGGCGGAGAUCCUAGCACCGUUGUCAUAUUUGGGGAAAGUGCGGGUGGCGGCUCCACGUCACAUCUCUUCCUCUCGCCGGCCACCAAGGGACUCUUCAGUGGAGUGAGCAUGGAAAGUGGGGUAGCAACGACACCCUGGGCGCUGACAGACAAACCCCGCGAGAGGGCGUACCGGAUGGCGGAGGCGCUCGGCUUCCAGGCGCGGGGCGAUAACCACACUGACGACGACGACGCGCGGCUGGCUGCCUUCCUUCGCGCCGCCAACUACACAGACCUCACCGAUGACGACUCUAUCGCACUCACGGAUUUCGAGAAACGCUGCCCACUGCCGCUGGCAUUCCUGCCCGUCGUGGAACCGCCGUCGGACUCAGCGGUGAUCGUCGAGCCUCCAGCGGACGUUCUCGAGGCAGGCAGCUACAACCAGGUGCCCAUCAUGCUGGGCGUCACUUCCGGAGAAGGGGCCGUCAUACUCAUGUUGUCCAAUCUGCUAACACAAGCGGGGAUCGCCGACAUGAAGGAGAACUUCACGGCGCUGGUUGGCUCCCAGCUGCCGCUCCCCACGGAGGAACAGCGGACCCGUGCAGCGGAACAACUGGAGCAAUUCUACUUUGGGGACGAGGGCUUCUCUAUGGACCAGAUGCAAGCUGUUAUUGAUGUAAGCAUACGGCAUUCGCAGCUCCACUGUGGCAGGGAAACACUGGGAUAG